This is a messenger RNA of Vicugna pacos (alpaca), 1515 nucleotides long. It is a transcript of the gene MXD3, whose product is annotated as MAX dimerization protein 3. Lineage: Eukaryota; Metazoa; Chordata; Mammalia; Artiodactyla; Camelidae. The record is from RefSeq and is a predicted model, not a curated record. Gene Ontology annotation, molecular function: RNA polymerase II cis-regulatory region sequence-specific DNA binding; protein dimerization activity; DNA-binding transcription factor activity, RNA polymerase II-specific. Gene Ontology annotation, biological process: regulation of transcription by RNA polymerase II.
CAGUGAGCCGCAGGAGGCAAUGGGCGAAUGGGCGAGGGCGCCCGCCGGCCCAGCCUCCACGGCGCCCACGUGCAAAGGCCGAGCCGGGGGCCUCCUGGGUUCACCGGCCCCCGGAGCACCAUUCUGUGUGCCGGGCUCUCGCCAACAGCACGGGACUGGAAACUGAGACCCAGAGACUCCAAGUAACCCGCGCAGGGUCGCUAAACGAAGAGGCAAAACGCAGCACCUCCCCAGGCCGGGAGUUCGUCCAAGGGUCGGGCCUAGAGCCUGCGCCCCUAGCAGCCCUACCGGCGUCCGAGGGGCCGGGCGGGCUCGCGGAGGGUGGGUUGCGGUUCUCGGGUGCGUUCCAGAGGGGCGUGGCCAAGAGCUGGGCUGUCCCGGGGCGGGGCGUCCAGGGGGCGGGGCCGAGCGCCUGUGUUUGUUGCACCGUGUCAGUUACAUUGUAACAAAAGUGGUGCAGCCGCUCUUCGGGCCAGCACCCCAGGCCCGCCCGCCGCCAGCUGUCGGCCGACAUGGAACCCGUGGCGAGCAACAUCCAGGUCCUGUUGCAGGCAGCCGAGUUCCUGGAGCGCCGUGAGAGAGAGGCCGAGCAUGGCUACGCGUCUCUGUGCCCGCACCGAAGUCCGGGCCCGGUCCACAGGAGGAGGAAGCGAUCCCCCCAAGCUCCUGGCGCGCUGGACAGUGGGCGGUCUGUGCACAACGAACUGGAGAAGCGUAGGAGGGCCCAGCUGAAGAGGUGCCUGGAGCAGCUGAAGCAGCAAAUGCCCCUGGGGGCUGACUGUGCCCGAUACACCACACUGAGCCUUCUGCGCAGGGCCAGGAUGCACAUCCAGAAGCUGGAGGAGCAGGAGCAGCGGGCCCGGCGGCUCAAGGAGAAGCUGCGCAGCAAGCAGCAGAGCCUGCGGCGGCAGCUGGAGCAGCUCCGGGGGCCGGCGGGGCCUGGUGAGCGAGAGCGGCCGCGGGCCGACAGCCUGGACUCCUCGGGCCUCUCCUCCGAGCGCUCCGACUCGGACCAAGAGGAGCUGGAGGUGGACGUGGAGAGCCUGGUGUUCGGGGGCGAGGCCGAGCUGCUGCGGGGCUUCAGUGCGGGCCAGGAGCACAGCUACUCACACGGCGCCGGCGCCUGGCUAUGACCCCCGUCACCCAGAGCGGCCUCUGCCCUCAGACUGCCCUCCGCUCCGCCAGGCCGGAGCCGUCCCCCAGCCCCCGGGGCUGCUCGGAGUCACCUCCCGUUGGAAUGGACUACAAGGACCUUGUGUGGGAACAGGGCGCCCCCUACCGCGCUGGCGGCACCCCUCCUAGAAGGGGCGCCGGGCCUCCCGGAGCCCUGCAGGGCAGGCAGCUUGGGCCCAGGCUGCCGUUCCCGGUCUUUGGUUUUUUGUAGCACUUGGGUCUGCCUUCCUCGGGGGCAGGAAGCCUCUUGGGCCCUCACGUUCCUUCCUAAAUGAGGGCUCCCGGCCUUUGCCCCCCGUGUACUGUACAGUAUUUUCAUUAAAAGCCUCUUUCUUAACUUCC